Angiostrongylus costaricensis is the source of this 990-nucleotide messenger RNA. The record is from the annotation of a GenBank genome assembly. NCBI's taxonomy places the organism in Eukaryota, Metazoa, Nematoda, Chromadorea, Rhabditida, Metastrongylidae.
AUGUUGAGAAGUUACUUUGCAUUUUUCAGUGAGGUCUACAUGAAUCAACGCGAUCGUCGUCUUUUGGACUUUCACUUUGCAAACCUGGAAUGUGUAAGCGGAGGGACUUUGGAUAAGCUGUCGUUACAGUAUUUCGAUCAAGAGGAUGAAUUUCAGUUUUCUGGAUCGCACAUGGCCAGUACGUGUUUAUAUUUUAACAAAGUGCAGUCGUCGAAACUAUCAAGUUCAACGAGAAAGGUGUUUUCUAUCUCAUUUCUGAACAAUGAUAUGAUAUAUUAUAAAUGUCUUUCAUUAAAGUUAUCUGCAAAAAUUGUUGGAAUUGAUAAAACGUUAGCUACUUUUAAUCAACGGAUCCAUCACACAGGUGUUGAAGUGCAUUACAAGAAGGAUGGAAAGGUCUCUAUAGUCGAGGGCGAUGUUUGUCUUUGUACCAUUCCAUUGGGAGUGUUGAAGCGAUCAGUAAAUGGAUCCAAUGAUGCUCCAAAAUUUGAGCCAUUGUUACCAGAAAACACUGUGAAUGCCAUAAAUGAGAUGGGCUUUGGGAAUUUUAAUAAGGUAUGUGCCGCCAUUUUGGAGUUUUUUCUUUGUUACUUAUUACUAUUACUAUUUUUUUCUUUCCUUUUUUUGUGGCGGGAGACCUUUUACCAGCAUGGGAUUUAUAAGUUACGCUUUAUACAUUUUCCACAUGAUGCGCCGAAGUUUUUAUUCAUUAUACAUGUAACUUCUUUAUUAGGUGAUUUAUGUGAUACGUUGGCCGAGCCUAUUCGCGCUCGCAACGAAGACGGUUCUUACAGUGGUCCUGAACGAAUUUUUUUCGCUGGUGAGCACACAUGUGGACGGUAUCCUGCUUCAGUUCACGUGAGGAAUAUAUCAUUUUUUAAAUUAUCAAGAAUGUGGAGUGUUAUUUUAUAUAUUUAUAUAUAUAUAUAUACAUUGGAAUUCGUGUAUUUAUAUUACAUUGUUUUCUGUACGAGAAUAAUACGACAAUAG